This is a messenger RNA of Dalotia coriaria, 1284 nucleotides long. It is a transcript of the gene Chd64, whose product is annotated as calponin 3. The transcript is spliced from 4 exons. Gene Ontology annotation, molecular function: actin filament binding. Gene Ontology annotation, biological process: actin filament organization. Gene Ontology annotation, cellular component: actin cytoskeleton. The record is from RefSeq and is a predicted model, not a curated record. Lineage: Eukaryota; Metazoa; Arthropoda; Insecta; Coleoptera; Staphylinidae. Bases 149 to 715 code for a protein of 188 amino acids.
CACCGGACUCUUUUUAGUCGCUUGUCGGGUUACAACCGGAGUCGGUCGCAUCGCGAGUUCGCGCGCAGCACAGUGCACGAGUGCCCUCCACACGCAUUCCUUAAUUUAAUUUAUACACACAUUCUCACACCAACACACAACUAACGCAAUGGCUACCAACCGUGCGACCAAGAGCGGAUUUGCAGCUGAAGCUCAAAGAAAAGUAAAUGCCAAAUAUAGCGAAGAGUUGGCGCAAGAAUCUCUCGAAUGGAUUCGGUCGAUCACCGAAGAUGACAUCAACACCGCCGGCGACAUGGACAACUUCUACGAGGUGCUCAAGGACGGCACACUACUAUGCAAAUUGGCCAACGUGAUCAAACCCGGCAGUGUGAAAAAAGUGAACCAAUCACAGAUGGCGUUCAAGUGCAUGGAGAACAUUAACGCAUUCUUGGAAGCGGCGCGUGCAUUCGGUGUGCCAGCGCAGGAAACCUUCCAGACUGUUGAUUUGUGGGAACGUCAGAAUUUGAAUUCGGUUGUGAUUUGUUUACAAUCACUGGGACGGAAGGCGCAUAAUUACGGCCUACAUGGUAUGGGCCCCAAGGAAGCCGAGAAGAACGAGCGACACUUCUCCGAGGACAAGCUCAAAGCCGGCCAGACCAUCAUCGGCCUGCAGAUGGGCAGCAACAAGGGAGCCAAUCAAUCCGGCAUCAAUUUCGGCAACACGCGCCACAUGUAAACCAUCUCAUAUCCCCAACACCACCCCGCACACGUAGAUAGCCAUCCUCCAACUUCAACGAAUUCCAAUCGAUCGUAGAUGAUCGCCUUCCAUAAAGUACCUACAUUUCUGUUAUGUUGACGUUUACGAAUUCUUGAAUUUAUUUAUUUAGGCACGAGAAUAUAAAUUAAGUUUUUUUAAGUAAGUCUUAUUUAAAUCGCAUGAUUUGUAAGAAAGUGACGAGUAACUUAUUGUAAUACAUGCCGUAUUGUAAUCAUUGUCGUUGAACGAGAGUUAAAGUUUUUUUUUUACUUUAUUCAUUAAGGGCUGUAAAGUGCUGAGCGAGUUGUGAUGUCAAGCACACAAUUGGAACCAAACUUUGACAUUCAACUUUCAAAAUAUUUGGAACAAAUAGAAGUAGCCUUAUUAGAGUGAUGAGAAUGCGAAAAUUUACUGAAAAGAGUCAAUCGAAACUGAAAAAGAGUCUGUAUUCACAUAUUUUUCUGAAAUACUGUAUGCAAGAUGUAACAUGUAAUGUACUUAUGUGCAUAUUAAAUGUCUCUGAUCUAAAAUAAACAUUCAGUAGGUUA